ACUCUGGCUUGCGCGUCCCUGGCAAUGGAAAGAAGCAGCAUUUGUUUACAUUUAUUUGUGCAAUAAAUAUGACCACAGGCGAUGGAGACGACGAUUCGGCGGCACAGGGAGGUGGCAGUGGCGCCCAGUUAGCCCACUUGCCCACCCAAUUAAUGGACAUAUUCAAGGCACUGGCUGAAAAUGACAAGAUCAUCUUCAAAUCCCAGCAAAUCGAUGAUCCAGAACUGCCCUUUGCCGAGAAGCAGCAAAUCGCACAAGAAUCCUUCGAAAAGAAUCGCGAAAACUUUCUCAUACGAUUUGGCAGCUACUUAAAUGCCAGUCAAUUGAGCUGCUUCCAGUCGCUGGCCAUACAGGAGCCCAUCAAACCGGAGGAAAGCCUAGAGGAGAUGUGCCUGCUGCUGGAAGACUUCAAGCGAAAGCUCAACACUCGCACAGUCUGUGUGAAGAAUCGACGCUAUCAGGCGCUGCAGCAGCUCUUGCACAAAGGGGAAUACUUUAGCGAGCACGAGAUGAUGCAGCGGGCACCGGAUCUGUAUCAGGAAUUGGUGGGUCAAUAUAUGACCGAACAGGAGAAGAAGGCAAGGGACAGCUACGAUGUGAGAAACACCAGCUUCUCGGGCAUACUAAUGCAUACGCUGGAGAAGAAGCAACGCGAUGAGUUGCUGGAGGGUAAACAGCAGCCACAGCAGGACGAAGAGGACUCCAUGUCCGCUUGUUCCAGUCGAGCUGCACCUCAGACUUUUGAGGUGCCUGCCGCUUGCCGCCGUCAAUGGGGUGAAUUCGAAGAAGAUGCACCCAUAGCCUGUUCUACCAGUCGCCUGCUGCAGCCUCCAGCUGCGGUACAAGUCACAAAAAUCUCCACUGCCGAGUACUACAAUCCGGGGGAGCGUGAACUGUUGCGCAAUGAAUUUCUCAGCAUGAUGAAGGAACGUUUUCUGAGCGGUGAAGAUCACGACUUUGAUUACACAGCCGUAGAUGAUGAUGCCACGUUGGAUGAUCUGAAACUCAUCGAACAAGACGAAGAGGAUGCCUAUUUUGAGACCAGCGAUGAGGAGGAUGAGCAGCCAGAGGCAGAGCCAGAGCCAGCCGCAUCCUCCAGCGAAGACGAAUUGGAUGUUUAUAUGAGGCAUCUGAACAACCACCACAGUCUGCAGCAGCCUUAGUCUUUAAUUUUAGUACUUAGCAAACUAGAAAUACAUGAAAAUUUGAGUAGUAAAUGUAGUCAA
Messenger RNA from Drosophila obscura, 1226 nucleotides. RefSeq names its product coiled-coil domain-containing protein 97. Lineage: Eukaryota; Metazoa; Arthropoda; Insecta; Diptera; Drosophilidae. The record is from RefSeq and is a predicted model, not a curated record. The transcript has 2 exons. Bases 69 to 1163 code for a protein of 364 amino acids.